Molecule: messenger RNA, 1365 nt
Organism: Colletotrichum graminicola M1.001
Lineage: Eukaryota; Fungi; Ascomycota; Sordariomycetes; Glomerellales; Glomerellaceae
Product: membrane dipeptidase
Exons: 4
Coding region: 1-1365 (454 amino acids)
Biological process (GO): proteolysis
Molecular function (GO): metallodipeptidase activity
Source: RefSeq, a predicted model, not a curated record
AUGAAUGAGAAGCAUCGUCUGGCAGCCGAUAAGGCAUGCGAGGAGGCUGCGUUGGCCCCUCGCAAAAGCCUGUCUCCGGCAAAGAGGGCAGUCGUCGCUUGCUUCGCGCUAUGGCUGCUGUCUCUGACUUUCACCUAUCAUCCCGUGAGAUCAUGCUAUCAUCAAAUGAGGAAGCCAUGGGGAGCAUCCCUUACCUUCGAGCAGAGAGCUCGCGGCAUCUUGUCCCAUACGCCGCUGAUCGACGGCCAUAAUGAUCUUCCAAUUCUCGUACGGUUUUACUUCAAUAAUCACAUCUACGGGAAGAACUUCACCGAGCCCUUUGUGAACGGCGGCUUUAUGCAACAUGUUGAUCUACCCAGGCUUCGUGAGGGACAGAACGGGGGUGCAUUCUGGAGCGUUUUCGUUCCAUGCCCGGAUAAUGGCAGUGACUUUUCCGAUGCAAACUACGCCGAAAGCGUCCAAUGGACUCUUCAACAGAUCGAUGUCAUGAAUCGUAUCAAGGAGGCCUAUCCCAAAGAUUUCUCUCCCAACCUGGACAGCGAUGCUGCUCUGGCGGCCUUCCAUCAGGGUCAGCUGAUAUCCCCCUUGGGAGUCGAGGGACUGCACCAGAUCGGCAACUCGGUCGCCAACCUCCGACGUUACCAUGCCAUGGGCGUCCGCUACUCGACUCUCACCCACAACUGUCACAACAAGUUCGCCGACGCCGCGCUUCUCGAGAGCCCUCUGCGCAAGGCCGAGCCCCUAUGGCAUGGUGUCAGCCCAGCUGGCCGUCGCCUCAUCCACGAAAUGAACCGAGUCGGUCUUAUUGUUGAUCUCUCCCACACGAGCGAGGAGACACAGAUUGAUGUUCUGGGAGGCAAGGACUGGGAGGGCAGCAAGGCGCCCGUCAUCUUCUCCCAUAGCUCUGCCUUUAGCGUGUGCCCGCACCCACGCAACGUCAAGGAUAACGUGCUGCAGCUCGUCAAACAGCGCAACGCAGUCGUCAUGGUCAACUUCGCCCCCGAGUUCAUCACGUGCGUCGAGUCCGGCAACGCCAACGGUCUGCCGACGUACUUCCCCGGCAAUGCCACGCUCGCCCAGGUUGCCCGGCACGUGCUGCACAUUGGCAACCUCAUCGGCUUCGACCACGUCGGCUUCGGCUCCGACUUUGAUGGAAUUGGGUCGGUCCCCAAUGGAUUGGAGGACGUGUCCAAGUACCCAGACCUUGUCGCCGAGUUGCUGAGGCAGGGUUUGAGCGAUGAGGAUGCGGCCAAGGUCGUUGGCGGAAACAUUCUUCGCGUCUGGAAGGAGGUUGACGCAGUUGCGGCCAAGCUGCAGAAGGAGGGCGAGCUUCCUCUCGAGGAUGAUCUGCCCAGCUUUACGUAG